GGAGCAAGGGGCGUGACGGAACGAGCGCGCUGUCACGUGAUGUGCGUGGCGACGUGUCGGCCAUCUUGUGUUGUUGAGGCUGAGGACUGACUUGGGUUCUGAGACUCUCUGUCCCGGACCGCAGUGUUAAAAGGACCUGAACAAAGUCUGCUCACACCUCCUGCUGUGAACCAGCAGAACUUUUGAACAGGUUUCUCCACAUAUAAAAAUCUAUUGUAAAAAUACGGAAAAUAAUGGCAGCGGAAACGCAGACACUGAACUUUGGGCCUGAAUGGCUCCGAGCUCUGUCCAGUGGUGGGAGUGUCACGUCCCCUCCUCUUUCUCCAGCUUUGCCGAAGUAUAAAUUAGCAGACUAUCGUUAUGGUCGAGAAGAAAUGUUAGCACUUUUCCUUAAAGAUAACAAGAUACCUUCAGACCUACUGGAUAAAGAAUUUCUGCCUAUCCUACAGGAGGAGCCCCUGCCUCCGUUGGCUCUUGUACCCUUUACAGAAGAAGAACAGAGAAACUUUUCCAUGUCUGUAAAUAGUGCCGCUGUCCUGCGAUUGACAGGACGAGGAGGAGGAGGAACAGUGGUGGGGGCUCCUAGAGGUCGAAGUUCUUCAAGAGGGCGAGGCAGAGGCAGAGGUGAAUGUGGUUUCUACCAAAGAAGCUUUGAUGAAGUAGAGGGUGUGUUUGGUCGAGGAGGUGGCAGGGAAAUGCAUAGGUCACAGAGCUGGGAGGAAAGAGGUGACAGACGUUUUGAAAAACCAGGACGAAAAGAUGUAGGGAGACCAAAUUUUGAGGAAGGUGGACCAACAUCGGUGGGAAGAAAGCAUGAAUUUAUACGAUCAGAAAGUGAAAACUGGCGUAUUUUUAGAGAAGAACAAAAUGGAGAGGAUGAAGAUGGAGGUUGGCGACUAGCUGGACCAAGACGGGAUGGAGAGAGGUGGCGGCCCCACAGCCCUGGCUGGCGGGAACACAUGGAGCGACGGCGAAGGUUUGAGUUUGAUUUUCGAGAUCGGGAUGAUGAACGGGGUUACCGACGGGUGCGCUCUGGCAGUGGAAGCAUAGACGAUGACCGGGAUAGCUUGCCUGAGUGGUGCUUAGAGGAUGCUGAAGAAGAGAUGGGCACAUUUGACUCCUCUGGAGCAUUCCUCUCUCUAAAGAAAGUACAGAAAGAGCCGAUUCCAGAAGAGCAGGAGAUGGACUUCCGGCCUGUAGAGGAAGGUGGGGAGUGCUCUGACUCUGAGAGCAGCCAUAAUGAAGAAGCCAAAGAACCCGAUAAGACAAAUAGGAAAGAGGGAGAGAAGACAGAUAGAGUAGGAGUUGAAGCUAGUGAGGAAGCAUCCCAUACUUCCUCAUCAUCUGCUAGACCAGGUACUCCUUCAGACCAUCAGCCUCAGGAAGCACCACAGUUUGAGAGGAAAGAGGAACCCCAAACUGAGCAAACGGAAAAAACUGAGGAAGAGAGUCAGACGGAAACUAGCCUACCAACCAAAGUGCCCAGCAGAGGGGAUGAAAUGGUUUCUGAUGUCCAGCAGCCCCUGUCACAGAUUCCUUCCGAUACAGCCUCUCCUCUUCUCAUACUUCCACCGCCUGUUCCCAAUCCUAGUCCUGCCCUCCGGCCAGUUGAAACGCCGGUCGUAGGUGCUCCUGGGAUGGGCAGCGUUUCCACAGAGCCAGAUGAUGAAGAGGGUCUCAAACAUUUGGAGCAGCAAGCUGAGAAGAUGGUGGCUUAUCUCCAAGACAGUGCACUAGAUGAUGAGAGACUGGCAUCUAAACUGCAAGAGCACAGAGCUAAGGGAGUCUCAAUUCCAUUGAUGCACGAAGCAAUGCAGAAGUGGUAUUACAAAGAUCCUCAGGGAGAAAUUCAAGGUCCCUUCAAUAAUCAGGAGAUGGCGGAAUGGUUUCAGGCCGGCUAUUUUACUAUGUCUUUAUUGGUGAAGAGAGCAUGUGAUGAAAGCUUCCAACCUCUUGGUGAUAUCAUGAAAAUGUGGGGAAGGGUUCCCUUCUCUCCCGGUCCAGCUCCCCCUCCUCAUAUGGGGGAGUUGGACCAGGAACGACUGACCAGGCAGCAGGAGCUCACGGCCUUGUACCAGAUGCAGCAUCUUCAGUACCAGCAGUUCUUAAUACAACAACAGUACGCACAGGUUUUGGCUCAGCAACAGAAAGCAGCCCUGUCUUCGCAGCAGCAGCAACAGUUGGCUCUUCUUCUCCAGCAGUUCCAGGCUCUGAAAAUGAGAAUAUCUGAUCAGAACAUCAUUCCUUCAGUAACUAGGUCUGUGUCGGUGCCAGAUACUGGUUCUAUCUGGGAGCUUCAGCCAGCAGCCUCACAGCCUACAGUUUGGGAAGGUGGUAGUGUAUGGGAUCUUCCCCUUGACACCACAACUCCAGGACCUGCCCUUGAACAGCUUCAGCAGAUGGAGAAGGCCAAAGCUGCAAAGCUAGAACAGGAGAGAAGAGAGGCAGAAAUGAGGGCAAAACGGGAAGAGGAGGAACGAAAGAGGCAAGAAGAACUGCGAAGACAACAGGAGGAAAUUCUUCGGAGGCAGCAGGAGGAAGAAAGGAAGAGGCGGGAGGAAGAAGAGCUUGCCCGAAGGAAACAGGAAGAAGCUCUGCGACGCCAGAGGGAGCAAGAAAUUGCAUUAAGGCGACAGCGAGAAGAGGAAGAAAGACAACAGCAAGAAGAAGCUCUUCGGAGACUGGAAGAGAGGAGAAGAGAAGAGGAGGAAAGGCGGAAGCAAGAAGAGUUGUUACGCAAGCAGGAAGAGGAGGCUGCAAAAUGGGCCCGGGAAGAAGAAGAAGCCCAGCGUCGAUUAGAGGAGAACCGGCUGCGGAUGGAAGAGGAGGCAGCCCGACUCCGGCAUGAAGAAGAGGAGCGGAAGAGGAAGGAAUUGGAGCUCCAGCGGCAGAAGGAGUUGCUGCGCCAGAGGCAGCAGCAGCAGGAGGCUCUCCGCAGGUUGCAGCAGCAGCAGCAGCAGCAGCAGCUGGCUCAGAUGAAGCUUCCCUCUUCUUCCACAUGGGGCCAGCAGUCCAAUACAACAGCGUGUCAGUCCCAGGCAACGCUGUCAUUGGCUGAAAUCCAAAAACUAGAAGAGGAACGAGAACGGCAGCUUCGAGAAGAGCAGAGGCGCCAGCAGAGGGAACUGAUGAAAGCUCUCCAGCAGCAGCAGCAGCAGCAGCAGCAGAAGCUCUCUGGCUGGGGGACUGUCAGCAAACCUGCAGGCACUGCCAAGUCGCUCCUGGAGAUACAGCAGGAAGAAGCCAGGCAGAUGCAGAAGCAGCAGCAGCAGCACCAGCAGCCGAACAGAGCCCGGAACAAUACGCAUUCCAACCUGCACACCAGCAUUGGGAAUUCUGUUUGGGGCUCUAUAAAUACUGGCCCCCCUAACCAGUGGGCAUCUGACCUAGUCAGUAGUAUCUGGAGUAAUGCUGACACUAAAAACUCCAACAUGGGAUUCUGGGAUGAUGCAGUCAAAGAGGUGGGACCUAGGAAUUCUACAAAUAAAAAUAAAAACAACGCCAGUCUCAGUAAAUCUGUAGGUGUGUCUAACCGGCAGAAUAAGAAAGUAGAAGAAGAAGAAAAGUUGCUGAAGCUCUUUCAGGGAGUAAAUAAAGCCCAAGAUGGAUUUACCCAGUGGUGUGAACAGAUGCUUCAUGCCCUUAAUACGGCAAAUAACUUGGAUGUUCCCACUUUUGUUUCUUUCCUGAAAGAAGUAGAAUCUCCUUAUGAAGUCCAUGAUUAUAUUAGGGCCUAUUUAGGAGAUACCUCUGAGGCCAAGGAGUUUGCCAAGCAGUUCCUGGAGCGCCGCGCCAAACAGAAAGCCAGCCAGCGGCAGCAGCAGCAACAGCAGGACUCUGUGUGGGGAAUGAACCAUAGUGCACUCCAUUCAGUAUUUCAGACCAAUCAAAGCAACAACCAACAAUCCAAUUUUGAGGCCGUACAAAGUGGCAAGAAGAAGAAAAAACAGAAGAUGGUCCGAGCAGAUCCCAGUUUACUAGGGUUUUCAGUCAAUGCUUCAUCAGAGCGACUCAAUAUGGGUGAAAUCGAGACUUUGGAUGACUACUGAGCACCUGCCAGUGGACUGGCCUUCCUUCUCCUCUCUGCUGACCAUGGAUUCUCCACCUUUGGACACAACACUUACUCACCAUUUACUCUAUAUCACUCUGCAACAAAUCACAGAACCGAUCAUCUCAGGCUUUUUCUUCUAGCCCUUUGUGUCCAAGAUUCUUUAAACUGUUUUUGUUGGUGAGCAUCUCAGACUGUAGAUAAGUGGACCGGACCCUGUGUCUUGGGGGUGGCAGUUGGGAUUACUCCCCAACAAGGCUGAUUUUGGGCAGCACCUGUUUACUGUGCCGUGAUUUCAUCUGCUGUGUCCCAGAAAGUGUGUUGGGAUCUGCCAAUAGCUAUUUACUUUCUUAUGUCACUUUUUUCCUUUCUAUAUUCUUUUUCUUCUUCUUUUUAACCCCCCAUAAGGGCAAGGGGUCUAACUGGUGCAGUCAUGAAGAGAGUUAAUGGUAACAGACAUUGACCAGCAACAUCAUGCCACGGACUGUGACUUUUGAGUGUCCAACAAGACAGUCAGAGCGCCCCCAGUCUGAAGGUCGCAUUGCCACUGCUAACUUUGGGAUUGCAUCAAAGAGGCCCUGAGUGGGGUGGAGUUUAAAUUGGAUUGGUUUGAUGUUGCACACCCCUCGCCUGUUCUUUCUGAGCAUCCUUUUGGAGAAAGGAUUCAUAUUUUUCUUCAUUAGAUAGUGACUUCCAAGCAAGCUGACUUCUCCCCUGGCAUUCUCCAACCUGAUUGGACAAAGGAAACCCUAUGGCCUGGGAGAAGGACUUAUUCUUAAUUUUUCCUUUCUUACAAAAACUGAUUUUUCCCAUAAAUAUUUUUACUUCAGAGGACUAGGACCAGUUUGUUUUGGGCCUUUCUGCUGAAAAUUUGUCUCGUUUAAGAGGCAGCUAGGAUCUUUACCAUAUGUAUGAAUUUGUGUAAUUUCAUUUUGGAUAGGGAUAAACUUUUGCUUCUGAUAAAAGCCCGGAAUUUCAUCUGGUUCCUCAGAGCAUUACGUGUGUGUCUUGCUGUGGCCCCAAAAGGUUUUGUUUAAAGAUUCUGAAAUGGCAAGUUGCUUGCCUUUUCUGAAAAGAAAACAUACAAAACCUAACCAUCUUUAAGACCUUCAUCCAUGGAAACCACUACACAGGAGAAUGCAGUGGGAUGGAGGGGAUGGGAGAGAAUGGGAGAAGAGAAGCCUGCUUCUGGCUUCUGAUCAUGGCCUCCUAAUACCCCUUCACUUCAGUUAUAAAUGUAUUCAAGCCCUAUUUAUAAACCAGUACUCUUCCUGCCUCCCCCAGCCCCCUGCAGAACAUCACUCUGGAAUUGCCAAUCACACUUUGGUCUGGAGCCAUUGGACCAUCCGUCCCUGUGUGAGAAGUGCUGUGGUUCGGGUGGCUCCUGGUAGAGCACCUUUUCUUUCUGUCAUCAUUGCCUGAAGAAGGCUGGAGUUGCUCUGAGAGCAUUUUGGUUUUGGCUGAUUAUAUUUGGUUUCUAUUUUUAUUCUUUUGGAUCACCAUUCUCCCUAUCCCUUCUUGCCUCCCUCGCACCCUCCCUCCCAAACAUGUACAAUAACUAUACAGAGACUGCUACAAACUUGUAUAUAGUUUUUGGAUCAAAUAGCAUGAGGAGAUGGGGGACCAUUAAAAGUUGGGACUCCUGCUCUCCUUUGCUUUGUAAAUUCAAAAGUGGGGGGUGGGGAAGAGGGAUAGUUAAAAUGUUUACAAAACUUUAAGCUCCCUCGGAACUUUUGCCAGUGUGGAGGAAAAUAAAAAAGAACUUAAAUAAAACAUGGUGGUAUUCUGUCUGAGCGCA
This is a messenger RNA of Leptonychotes weddellii (Weddell seal), 5846 nucleotides long. NCBI's taxonomy places the organism in Eukaryota, Metazoa, Chordata, Mammalia, Carnivora, Phocidae. The record is from RefSeq and is a predicted model, not a curated record.